AUGAGCAAAGGCGGCGGCCCGCUAGGAGCUGCUCCAGUCACAUCGCUGUACCCACUCUCCCCCGCAGCAGACGCUCUGACAGCUCGCUUUCAGCGCUUUCAAUGCACAAAGCCCUCGGAGGAAGGUGAAGUCAUCCCGGAUAGCGAGGAGGAGAGAUUGCGCCCGUCCACACAGCAUGAAUCGAAGUUGCCCGGCAGGCGAUACUCUAAUGUCAUUGAGAUAUCGUCAGACGAGGAUGACGUGCCAACAUGUGCGCGCCCACGUCUGUGCCCUCGGACACCAAAAGCGAAUGACUUUGCUACCCCUCGCCGACGUCGUAUACGUAUACUCAACAGUCCAAGCUCUGACAAGAAUGUAGAGACGAAGCCUGCAAUACCCCGCAAGCAGGGCAAGGUAUCAUGUACCCCGGUAAAGCCUACUGAAGUUGUCAUCGACCUGACUUACAGCUCCCCGGAUGAGGACGAGGAUUCUCCGGCCAAGCGUCAGAGUACAAAACGCAGCGUGCUUGUGACACCUUUAUGCGUGAACGACAGUAAUGAAAAUAACGACGACGACGGUGCGAUACUCGUAUUAAAUGAGCCUCCGCGGGCACGCAAGCCCAUUAUGCGCGUUCGGAUUGACGACGAACCCAAUGCGGAUCCUUUUGCCGCCUGCACUCCCGUCUCACGCGCGCCGUCAGACUCAGACUCAGAGUCUGACCCCAAAGCAAUAGCGCGCGUGUCGAAGCGCGCCCCCGCAUCUACUCCGCAGAAGAAAACAGGCAGACCACCCCGCCUGACUAAGAAGGCGCUGGCUGCAGCAGAGCAGGCGAGGAGGGAGAGCUAUGCCCGUGAACUGUUUGACGAGCUGAACCAUGAAAUUUUCGAAGGCGGCAUUCCGUCUGAGACGCAGCUGAAAUGGAGCAACAGAUUGCUUACGACGGCCGGUAGGGCAAGGUGGCACAGAUCGAAAGAUGGUGUACAAACCUCGGAGAUUGAGCUUGCCACUAAAGUUCUUGACUGUGAUGAGCGGAUCCGAAAUACGCUGUCGCACGAGAUGUGCCAUCUCGCAUGCUGGAUCAUAAACGAGAAUCCAAAAGAGGCGCAUGGACCUACGUUUCAAAAAUGGGCAAGAGAUGUCAUGAGAGCGCGCCCAGAGAUUGAAGUUACGACCCGACACGAUUAUGAAAUCACGUACAAGUAUCAAUGGAAAUGCCAACAAUGCGAUAAAAUCUAUGGACGUCAUAGCAAGUCCAUUCGGCCGGACGAAUGCGUCUGCGGCGCAUGUAACGAGGGCAAGUUAAUUCCACUCUUCGACACUCCACAGCGGGCGCCUCGGACACCGAAGAACAAGGCGGGUAGCCAGCUAGCCGCCUCGAAAAGUCGCGAUUCCCCUUUGGCCGUACCUUCGCCGGUUGGCGACGCAGACGCCGUGGACGUGCAGGACACGCCCGUACGUUCGCGCUCUGGCCUUGCGAGCUUGCCCGAGUCUCUCGUGCGUGCGGGAGAUUCGGAUAUUGAGACCUUAGCGCACGUCUUUGGUGCUAUUUCUAUUACGAGCGAUAGGAGUGCUUGA
Molecule: messenger RNA, 1554 nt
Organism: Fibroporia radiculosa
Lineage: Eukaryota; Fungi; Basidiomycota; Agaricomycetes; Polyporales; Fibroporiaceae
Exons: 12
Coding region: 1-1554 (517 amino acids)
Cellular component (GO): nucleus
Source: RefSeq, a predicted model, not a curated record